This is a messenger RNA of Trematomus bernacchii (emerald rockcod), 2304 nucleotides long. RefSeq names its product serpin peptidase inhibitor, clade C (antithrombin), member 1 (gene serpinc1). The transcript has 8 exons. The coding region runs from base 85 to 1452 and encodes 455 amino acids. Gene Ontology annotation, molecular function: serine-type endopeptidase inhibitor activity. The record is from RefSeq and is a predicted model, not a curated record. Lineage: Eukaryota; Metazoa; Chordata; Actinopteri; Perciformes; Nototheniidae.
UUUCUCUGCUCCGAGGGACACUGACCUGAGUUCAGAUCACUCUUCGCAGCGACCCGUCUGAACAACACCGUCUACCUGCACAGAAUGAGGGCUGCUGAUUGGCUGUUGAUCGUGGCUUUAAUGCCGCUCGUCACCAUCGCCUAUAAUCCAGAUAUCUGCGGCACCAAACCCAGAGAUCUUCAUCUGGAGCCGCGAUGCGUCUACAGGAGCCCCGAGCCGACCUCUGACCCGACCGCUGACCCCGAGCCGACCUCUGACCCCGACCCCGUUCCCGAGUCAACCAACCCCCGCGUGUGGGAGCUGUCGAAGGCCAACGGUCGCUUCGCCCUGGCGCUGCACAAACAGCUGGCCCUCAGUAAGAGCCCCGAGGAGAACAUCUUCAUGUCUCCCAUCAGCAUCUCCACCGCCUUCGCCAUGACCAAACUGGGAGCCUGCAACGAGACGCUGAGGCAGAUCAUGGAGGUGUUUGAGUUCGACACCAUCAAAGAGAAGACUUCAGAUCAGGUCCACUUCUUCUUUGCGAAGCUGAACUGCCGUCUGUACAGAAAGAAGGACGAGACGACGGCUCUGAUGUCCGCCAACCGUCUGUUCGGAGACAAGAGUCUGGUGUUCGACGAGAUGUACCAGAACAUCAGCGAGGCCAUGUACGGGUCCAAGCUGCUGCCACUCAACUUCAAGGAAAACCCAGAGCAGGCACGGGUCUCCAUCAACAGCUGGAUCGCCAACCAGACGGAGAACCUGAUCCAGGACACGCUGCCCCCGGACGCGCUGGACUCCAACACCAUCCUGGUGCUCGUCAACACCAUCUACUUCAAGGGUGAGUGGAAGAACAAGUUCGACAAAGAAAACGUGUACAAGUCGGACUUCCACGUCAGCGCGAAUCGCAGCUGUCCCGUGAGCCAGAUGUACCAAGAGACCCGCUUCAGGUACAAGUAUUUCCCCGAGGACCAGGUGCAGCUGCUGGAGAUGCCGUACCGAGGAGACGACAUCACCAUGGUGAUCCUCCUGCCCAGCACAGAGACCACGCUGAGCCAGGUGGAGGAGGGUCUGGACCUGAAGAAGCUCACCCACUGGAUGGAUGAGAUGGAGGAGAAGACGGUGGCCGUGCACAUCCCUCGCUUCAGGCUGGAGGAAAGCUUCAGUCUGAAGGAGAAGCUGCAGGCGAUGGGUCUCACUGACCUGUUCAGCGCUGAAAAGGCCAGCCUGCCAGGGAUGUUGGAGGACGGAGGUGAAGGUCUGCACAUCUCAGACGCCUUCCACAAAGCCUUCCUGGAGGUGAACGAGGAGGGCAGCGAGGCGGCAGCGGCUACAGGUGUGGUGGCGGUGGGUCGAUCCAUCAACUUCGACAGAGAGGUGUUCCAGGUGAACAGACCCUUCCUGCUGCUGAUCAGAGAGAAGAGCAUCAACGCUCUGCUGUUCACCGCCAGGGUGGCAGACCCCUGCACCCAGUAACUCAAACCAGGGGCAAAUUAUCAUAUAAUCAUUUAAAACAUAUAGUCUUAUACUCUGAUUGCCUUUUACGCUGUUAAACUGUAUUUUUAGUCUUGGAUGUGUUUAACAGAGACAGAUGUUAAAGGUCACCUAUGAUGCAAAAUCCACUUUUACAUGUCUUUGCUACAUCAACAUGUUUUUCAGGAACAAAGAUUCUCUCUCUUUUUGUCCUGAUCCAUUUCUAUAAAAACCUGUCUGAAAAUGAGCUGAUCAGAUUUUGGCCACUUGAUGAUGUCAUAACGAUGUUUUGUCUUGUGUAACCAUUAGCCAAUCAGCAACCAAGGUAACCCCCCCCACCCCCUCUUAUCACCUGAAUCUCCUCCUAGAGCACCAUUGAGUUCUUUGUAACCAAAUGUCUCUCAGAGGGGCGUGGGGAGGGGCUCCUUAUUUUCAUCUGAAGUAACAGACAGAGAAUCAGCACUUUGGAAACAGGGCUGAAACAGAGGGGAUUAUGGGUAAUGCUGCAAUGAUCUGUUUGGUGUUUCAGCCAAUCAGAGAUAUUUACUUUCUUUAUUACUUUAUUAAAUAUAACAAAAGACAAACUUUGUCCAUGAAUAAUUGAUCAGUUUCUCUUAAGAAUUUCCUCCACAAAUAUCAGAAUAAAUACACGUCUCUUCCCUUUGUUUACUUUGUGAAAUUAACUAAAAUAAAUAAUGACCAAAAGUCUUUCUCUUCUUCUGUGUUUUAAAUGUUAAAUAAAUUCACAUUCUGCAGUUUGGAUCAGCAGCGAGAAGUCUGAGGUCCCUGAUAUCCAAUAAACGAAUACAUGGAGUAUUAAUCAGUGUAAAUACAUUAAAUGACUGUAACAGAACA